Molecule: messenger RNA, 848 nt
Organism: Oncorhynchus mykiss (rainbow trout)
Lineage: Eukaryota; Metazoa; Chordata; Actinopteri; Salmoniformes; Salmonidae
Source: RefSeq, a predicted model, not a curated record
GAGUUACAGACCUGAGCCUAUCCGCGUACCAAAGGAGCUAAACCACUAUAUUUACACAUAGACAGACAGGUAGGAAAAACCUCACUAUUCCAAGGCAACGGAGCUUAAGAGAUUUGAGUCCACCCCCGUGCAAGGUUUAAGAAAGGUCCUUGUCGGAUGAAAGCAGUCAAAGAUGGAGCAAUACCCGUAUGAUAAUGUUUAUAGGUGCUGAGAGGAUAAAAGAGCUGGGGCAACCCUCCUUCGUCGCUAAAUCAAAAGGGAGAACCCAACAGAUUCCUGAAGGGACCUGUUCUCCUUGUGGAAGCAUUAUGUACUGCACCCACUUAAAGACGCUGCAGCUGGUCGUCAUGGCAACGCUGUGGGUGACACCAGUGAGGGCGGGGACAGACUGCAGGUAUGGCUGCCGACUAAACAACAUGACCAUCACCGUGGAGAGAGAGGACUGUCACGGAAGCAUCACCGUCACCACCUGCGCCGGCCUGUGCGAAACAACGGACCUGAACUAUCAGAGCACAUGGCUGCCGCGCUCCCAGGGGGUGUGUAACUUCAAGGAGUGGUCCUACGAGAAGGUCUACCUGGAAGGCUGUCCAUCCGGGGUCAACCCCCUCUUCAUACCCGUUGCCAAGAGCUGCGAUUGCAUCAAAUGCAAGACGGACAACACCGACUGUGAUCGCAUAAGCAUGGCAACACCCAGCUGCAUAGUAAACCCACUAGAAAUGUAAUACUGUAGAGUUAGGCUGUUGCAGCAGCCACAGUUUGUUUAGCAAUGGUUUGACUAUUCUAUGGUAUCGUUUCCAUUGUUGAUGUGCUAUUGCAAUAAAACACUACUUUGAGUAAGUCUAAAAGUA